AUGGUGUGUGGUCCUGGUAAUUGCAAGUCCGUAGCAUUCAAAACAACGACUCAAUUCGUCUUCAGUGUAAACUCUAUUCCAACACAAGGUGGAGUGAUCACAUUCGUUGGAAAGUUCUUCCAACCUGGCGACUUCUUCUCUCAAUUCACUCUUGCUGGUGUUGAUGUACCACUUGAUGGUGCCUUAACAAUUGAUCCAUCUGGAUCCAAAGUCCUAGUCAACAUGAAUGACAACUAUUCUGGCUACAACCUAGCCGCCUACAUCUACAUCAAUGGAAACCCAUGUGAAAACAGAGGUUGGAAUGGACUAUAUUCCUUUGUUGCCCCAACAAUCAAGGCAAUCAACAUUGUUGAUAGUUAUAGUUAUGGUAUAGAAGGAACAAGUUUUGGAAAGGAUGGAGCAAAGUUGAAGGUUACUAUUAAUGGAGUAACAGUUGAUAGAGACCCCAAUGUACUCCUCAAUCAUACCUAUAUUGCCAUUCCAGUCACCCCCGAUUUGGCAUACCCAGGUGUAAAGUCAAUUGUCAUCACAGUUGGUGAAAAUGUUGGAUCAGCCUUCAGUUACAACUUUGCUCCAUUAGUGACUGCUGUUACCUCAGUACCUACAUCCGGUGGAACAAUUACUAUAACCGGUGCAUUAUUGAACCUUCUAAAGAGUGAUGGUUCUGCGGCUCAAUCAUAUGUCAAUGUUGGAGGUAUCAACUGUAUCAACCCAACUAGUGUGGGUACCGACAAUACCAAGCUAACAUGUAAGAUGCCCGAAGGAUCUGGCAAGGACAAGCAAGUCAUCGUGAAUAUCAAUGGCGUAAACUCGACCAAUAAUGUCCUGUUCUCAUAUGGUAUCCCUCAGAUCACAUCCAAUAUCCAGAAUGGUGCUGCCGUGACCCUUGUCGGAAGUAGUUUCGGUGAUGUCAACACCGGUAUCAUAUUUGCUGAUGGAACCGUCCUCCAUCCAAGCCUGGUUUAUGACAAUGCUGAGAAGGCUGUCUUCACCAUGCCAUCCACCUUGAGGAAUGGCAACAUCUAUGUUACUGUUAGCGCCCAGAAGUCCCAGCCAUACCGUCUGAGCAUGAUCCCCUCUGUCGACUCAAUCUCAUCUUCCCCUACGAUGGGAUCGACCAUCACCAUCUCUGGUCAAUUCCUUUCGACUACAGACAUCACAGGUGCACCACAAGCAGUAGUGAUCAACACAACAGUAUUGCAAUGCGCCAAUCCAAGGAACCCAGAUACCACCUACGCCCAACUACUUUGUGAUAUACCAGCAGGUGUUGGAGCUAAUCAUCCCACCACCAUCACAAUUGAUGGUGUGUCAUCUUUGGGUGGCCAUACAUUCUCCUUCAAUGCACCAUUGCUGCAGUCAGCCAAACAGAAUGGUAGUACUCUCUAUCUCUUUGGUGAUAACUUUGGUCCAGAUGCUUCAUCCCUCGUUCUCCACGCUGGCAACAUGACUUAUGACUCAGUUACCGUCACCAACUCAUCAGUGAUCGAAUUGGCCAUGGGUAAAGAGACUGCUAUCGAUAUCUAUGAUGUCACAGUGGCCAUUGACAAUCAGGUAUCUAGCGAGAUACAAGUGUUGAUCCUUCCAUCAAUCACAUCAAUUACCAAAGUUCAAACAACUGGAGGUAUUGUCACAAUAGUAGGAUCAAUGUUACACUUUAAGAGGACACCAGGAUUCAACGAAACCAUCAGUGAUGUUAUUGAUGAAUCGAAAUAUUCAAUUGCACUUGGUGAUAAGUAUUCUUGUCACAAUGUUGUCCUACUUGACAACACCACCAUACUUUGUAAUGUCAUUCCAGGAGUUGGCAAGGACUUCCCAGUCAAUCUAAGUAUCAGCAACUUGACCACCUCAAUCUUUGAUCCAAUCGUAUACUUUAGUUAUGAGGCUCCAACGGUCUCUGAGAUAUUACAGACAUGUACUCAAAAUGGUGGCACUAUUACCAUUCGUGGAUCAUCACUUGGUGUACCUAUUAAUAUUACAGUUGGUCAAUUGGAUUGUAACAAUCCUGUUAUAAGUGAUGCUUACAACACUGAUGUUGUUUGUGAUCUCCCUGCUUGGCCAUUCGGAGAUGAAACUGUUCCCGAAGGUACACUCUUUGUCAAUGUCACUGUUGGUGGACAGACAGGUAGCAAUGAGAUAUUCAAAUAUGAUUUGACCGAUUUACUCAACCAAAGAGCGGCUGAGGCGAAUAGACAGAGGAUGAAGUGGUUGAUUCCAGCCAUUGUUGUUCCAUCAGUGGUGGGAUUGGCAGCACUUGUUGGACUGACAGUGUUCCUUGUGAAGAGACAUAUGAGAGACAAGGAGCUGAGAAAGAUGUUUAGAAAGUAA
This is a messenger RNA of Acytostelium subglobosum LB1, 2325 nucleotides long. RefSeq lists its product as hypothetical. The record is from RefSeq and is a predicted model, not a curated record. Lineage: Eukaryota; Evosea; Eumycetozoa; Acytosteliales; Acytosteliaceae. The coding region runs from base 1 to 2325 and encodes 774 amino acids. The transcript is spliced from 4 exons.